AUGAAGGUGAUUAGUACGUAUGUAGAGGCCUCGAGGCAGGAGAUAAAUUUGAAUAAAUCUGAAGUGUUUUUUAGUUGUAACAUUAGUAACUUAGCCAAGGAGGAUCUUGCUCGCAUUAUGGGAGUACGUCAUGUGUUGGGAACUAGAAAGUAUUUAGGUUUUCCCUCUAUGAUUGGUAGGAGUAAGAAGGAAACUUUCUCUUUUAUUAAAGACCGUAUCUGGAAAAAAAUUAAUUCCUGGAGAGGUCGAGCUCUAUCAAAAGCAGGAAAAGAGGUUAUGAUAAAAUUGGUGCUCCAAGCAAUACCGUCCUAUGUCAUGAGUCUUUUUAUUCUCCCAGAUGCAGUUUGUAAUGAUAUCGAGAAAAUGCUUAAUUCUUUUUGGUGGGGAGGAGGCAGUAAUAAUAAGGGAAUCCAUUGGUUGGCAUGUGAUAAAUUGGCUUUCUCUAAGAAGGAUGGUGGAUUAGGAUUUAGAGACUUUAAAGCAUUUAAUAUGUCUAUGGUUGCUAAACAAGGUUGGAAUCUUUUGUCCAAGCCUCAUGCUCUUGUCUCUAGAAUCUUCAAAGCAAGGUACUUCCUUAGAACAUCUUAUUUUGAAUCUAAUCGUUAUAACUCUAUUUUUAUGUGGAGGAGUAUUUGGAAAGCGAAGGAUGUCUUAUCUUUAGGUUGCAGGUGGAGCAUUGGGGAUGGUAGUCAAAUCAAGGUUAUGCACGAGCCUUGGAUUAAGUGGAAGAGGGAAGGGUGUUUGAGUGGCCCUCAGAAGCAAAAUGUGUAUGAUAUUAUAGUUAAAAAUCUUAUUCUGCCUAAUGAGAAGCAAUGGAAUUUGAGGAUGAUUAGGGAAAUGUUUAAUUGUGCAGAGGCGGAGGAAAUCUUAUGGGUCCCCCUUUUGAAUGAGGUUAAGGAGGAUAGGAUGAUCUGGAAGGAAGAACAAAAUGGGUCCUACAGUAUGCGUUUUGGGUACAGGCUAUGGAGGAGCUUAUGGAGGAAAAAUAAGGAUGAGGGUGGGACGAGGAUUGGAAUAGUCUCUGCAAUAUUAAAGCCCCUUCUAGGGUUAAGCAUCUAUUGUGGAGAAUCUGUAAAAAAAUGUUUUACCGACUCGUGUUAG
Molecule: messenger RNA, 1101 nt
Organism: Lathyrus sativus (Indian pea)
Lineage: Eukaryota; Viridiplantae; Streptophyta; Magnoliopsida; Fabales; Fabaceae
Source: the annotation of a GenBank genome assembly